Cygnus atratus (black swan) is the source of this 727-nucleotide messenger RNA. It is a transcript of the gene CIDEC, whose product is annotated as cell death inducing DFFA like effector c. Bases 50 to 727 code for a protein of 225 amino acids. The record is from RefSeq and is a predicted model, not a curated record. The transcript is spliced from 6 exons. Gene Ontology annotation, biological process: regulation of apoptotic process; apoptotic process. Lineage: Eukaryota; Metazoa; Chordata; Aves; Anseriformes; Anatidae.
GCCCGGGGCUGAAGCCCUUGCUCCCCGCCAGGUCCGGCUCGGUGCCGCGAUGGAUUACGCCAAGGCCCUGAGCUCGCGCCUGGCCGCCCCCGUCUCCAAGUGCGUCUCCGCCAGCGCCUCCAUGACCCAGCAGCUGCUGCUGAGCCCGGCCCCACGGCCCCGACCCUUUCGGGUGUGCAACUGGGACCGCAGCCUGCGCAAGGGCAUCAUGGCCCAGAGCCUCGCCGAGCUGCUGCGCCAGGCUCAGAGCGCCCUGCUGGCCCCCGGCGCCGUCUCCCUGGUCCUGGACGAGGACGGCACGGCGGUGGAGACGGAGGCUUUCUUCCGCACGCUGGAGGAGGGCGCGGUGCUGAUGGCGCUGAGCAAGGGGCAGGCCUGGUCUGCCCCCAAGACCCCCGGCUACCAGCUGAGCCUGUCCCGCAAGCCCCCCCGGAGGAUCGACGUGGCCUGCAUCACUUUCGACCUCUACAAAACCAGCCCGCGGGACCUGGGCUGCCUCAACGUCAAAGCCACGCUCUACGGCACCUACAGCAUGUCCUACGACCUGCGCUGCCACGGGGCCAAGCGCCUCGUCAAGGAAGCCCUGCGCUGGGUGCUCUUCGCCAUGCAGGCCACGGGCCACGUGCUGCUGGGCACCUCCUGCUACAUGGAGCAGCUCCUGGACGCCACCGAGGAGCACAAGGAGGAGGAGGAGAGGAGCCCGGAGGCGGCAGCGUGGUGGUGUUAG